ACAACUGAAUCUGUCCCUGUCGUAGAGCUACCCAGAAGCUUCCUUUGUCUCUAUCGAUGCUGACUCCUUCACCCCAACAGCUCCCAAUGUUUCCACCUUCCCCUCUCCACGCUGCUUUCCUCUCCCAGCGAGCAGUCAGCAGUCAGCAGCACCACCGGUCUCCUCCACAACAAAAAACAGAUAUUCUAUCGUCAGCAAUCCUGCGUUCCCUGCCCGACGGAGGUGCUUCCCUCGUUGCUGCGUUGCACUGCGGCGGCCUCGAGCUUGUUGUCGAUUCCAGCUCCAUGCGCCCAUGAUUUACUUUACUUGUGUUUUCUCGAGUCUGUAGCGGUUUUUAUCAGCUGCUUGCCUUCUGCAGAAGAAAAAGAAAAAAAAAGAACAGCUUUGUUACUACUUCCCAUCGUUCACCCAUUCAUAUUUUUUUUCUUGGUUCACAAAGUAAGAGGAAGCACAAACUACUCCAACUUCAUGGCGGACUUGGCGCUAGUUGGCUUAAGGUGGGCAGCAUCGCCGAUUGUCAAGGAGCUUCUUACUAAAGCUUCAGCUUACCUCAGUGUGGACAUGGUGCGUGAGAUCGAACGACUACAAGACACUGUCCUGCCACAGUUCGAGUUGGUGAUUCAAGCGGCCCAGAAGAGCCCCCAUAGGGGCAAGCUGGAAUCCUGGCUUCGGCGUCUCAAAGAAGCCUUCUAUGAUGCCGAGGACCUGCUGGACGAGCAUGAGUACAACGUCCUUAAGGCCAAGGCCAAGAGCGGAAAAGGUCCCCUGCUCCGAGAGGAUGAAAGCUCCUCCACUGCAACCACUGUCAUGAAGCCUUUUCAUUCUGCUAUGAACAGGGCACGCAACUUGCUCCCUGGGAACAGAAGGCUAAUUAGCAAGAUGAACGAGCUCAAAGCUAUCCUGACAGAAGCCCAACAACUUCGAGAUCUUCUUGGCUUGCCACAUGGCAAUACCGUCGAGUGCCCAGCUGCAGCACCUACCAGUGUUCCCACAACCACAUCACUUCCCACUUCCAAGGUUUUCGGUCGCGACAGGGAUCGUGAUCGCAUAGUAAAAUUUCUUCUCGGCAAGACAACAACUGCUGAGGCAAGCUCAACUAAGUACUCCGGUUUGGCCAUUGUUGGAUUGGGAGGAAUGGGGAAGUCUACCUUAGCACAAUAUGUCUAUAAUGACAAGAGGAUUGAAGAAUGCUUUGAUGUCAGGAUGUGGAUCUGUAUCUCGCGCAAACUUGAUGUGCAUCGUCACACAAGGGAGAUUAUAGAGUCUGCAAAAAAGGGAGAGUGCCCACGUGUUGAUAAUCUCGAUACUCUCCAGUGCAAAUUACGUGAUAUACUACAAGAGUCACAGAAAUUCCUGCUUGUCUUGGAUGAUGUUUGGUUUGAAAAAUCUCAUAGUGAGACAGAGUGGGAGUUAUUCCUUGCUCCAUUAGUCUCUAAACAGUCAGGGAGCAAAGUUUUGGUUACUUCUCAAAGUGGAACACUUCCGGCCGCUAUUUGUUGUGAACAAGAACAUGUCAUUCAUUUGGAAAACAUGGAUGAUACUGAGUUUUUGGCUCUUUUUAAACACCAUGCUUUCUCUGGAGCAGAAAUCAAAGACCAACUGUUACGCACGAAGCUGGAAGACACUGCAGAGGAGAUUGCUAAAAGGCUUGGACAAUGUCCUUUGGCAGCAAAAGUUCUGGGUUCUCGAUUGUGCAGGAAAAAGGAUAUUGCUGAAUGGAAAGCUGCUCUAAAGCUUGGAGAUUUAAGUGAUCCCUUCACAUCUCUGUUGUGGAGUUACGAGAAGUUAGAUCCACGUCUGCAGAGGUGCUUCUUGUAUUGCAGCUUGUUGCCAAAAGGUCACAGAUAUAGACCUGAAGAGUUGGUUCACCUUUGGGUGGCAGAAGGAUUUGUUGGUUCAUGCAAUUUGAGUAGGAGAACGUUAGAAGAGGUUGGGAUGGAUUACUUCAAUGAUAUGGUCUCUGUAUCUUUCUUCCAAUUGGUUUCUCAAAUGUAUUGUGAUUCGUACUAUGUCAUGCAUGAUAUCCUUCAUGAUUUUGCAGAGUCACUCUCUAGGGAAGACUGCUUUAGAUUAGAAGAUGAUAAUGUGACAGAAAUACCAUGCACUGUUCGACAUCUAUCUGUUCAUGUUCAAAGUAUGCAAAAGCAUAAGCAAAUUAUCUGCAAGCUAUAUCAUUUACGCACUAUUAUCUGCAUCGAUCCGCUAAUGGAUGGUCCAAGUGAUAUUUUUGAUGGCAUGCUACGGAACCAAAGAAAACUGCGUGUAUUGUCUCUGUCAUUUUACAGCAGCAGCAAGUUGCCAGAAUCUAUUGGUGAGCUGAAGCACCUCCGGUAUUUGAACCUCGUCAGGACGUUAGUUUCUGAAUUGCCUACAUCAUUAUGUACUCUCUACCACUUACAAUUACUUUGGUUAAACCACAUGGUGGAGAAUUUGCCUGACAAACUAUGCAAUUUAAGAAAGCUACGGCAUCUAGGAGCGUACGUGAAUGAUUUCGCGAUUGAAAAGCCUAUUUGCCAAAUUCUGAAUAUAGGUAAGUUAACGUCUCUACAACACAUUUAUGUCUUUUCUGUACAGAAGAAGCAAGGCUAUGAGUUGCGACAGUUGAAGGACUUGAAUGAGCUUGGUGGCAGUUUAAAAGUGAAAAAUCUUGAGAAUGUCAUUGGAAAGGAUGAAGCCGUAGAGUCGAAGCUAUAUCUGAAAAGUCGCCUUAAAGAGUUGGCAUUUGAGUGGAGUUCCGAGAAUGGCAUGGAUGCAAUGGAUAUUCUAGAAGGUCUAAGACCGCCACCCCAACUGAGUAAGCUCAGAAUCAAAGGUUACAGAUCUGAUACAUAUCCUGGGUGGUUACUAGAGCGAUCCUAUUUUGAGAAUUUGGAAAGUUUUGAGCUUAGUAAUUGCAGUUUGCUAGAAGGCCUACCACCAGAUACAGAGCUCCUUCGGAAUUGCUCUAGGUUGCGUAUAAACUUUGUUCCAAAUUUGAAGGAACUAUCUAAUCUUCCAGCAGGCCUUACAGAUUUAUCAAUUGAUUGGUGCCCACUGCUUAUGUUUAUCACCAACAAUGAGCUAGGACAGCAUGACUUGAGGGAAAAUAUAAUAAUCAAGGCAGACGACCUGGCAUCUAAACUUACAUUGAUGUGGGAGGUGGAUUCAGGAAAAAAAGUUAGGAGUAUACUGUCGAAAGACUAUUCAUCUCUGAAGCAGUUGAUGACAUUGAUGAUGGAUGAUGAUAUAUCAAAGCAUCUUCAAAUCAUUGAAAGUGGUCUGGAGGAAAGAGAAGAUAAAGUAUGGAUGAAAGAAAACAUCAUCAAGGCAUGGCUCUUUUGCCAUGAGCAGAGGAUAAGAUUCAUUUAUGGAAGGACCAUGGAGAUGCCAUUGGUUCUACCGUCAGGACUCUGUGAACUUUCUCUUUCUUCAUGCAGUAUUACAGAUGAAGCUUUAGCUAUUUGCCUUGGUGGCCUCACUUCACUGAGGAAUUUAAAAUUGAAAUAUAAUAUGGCAUUAACUACACUUCCAUCAGAAAAGGUGUUUGAGCAUUUGACGAAGCUUGACAGGUUGGUUGUAAUAGGUUGUUUGUGUCUCAAAUCACUGGGGGGCUUACGUGCUGCUCCAUCUCUUUCCUGUUUUAACUGUUGGGAUUGUCCUUCUUUAGAGCUAGCACGGGGAGCAGAACUAAUGCCGUUGAACCUUGCUAGCAAUCUCAGCAUCCUUGGCUGCAUUCUUGCAGCUGAUUCGUUCAUUAAUGGCUUGCCACAUCUGAAACAUCUUUCCAUUGAUGUCUGCAGAUGCUCCCCAUCCUUAUCGAUUGGCCACCUGACCUCCCUUGAAUCAUUAUGUCUAAAUGGUCUCCCUGAUCUUUGCUUUGUUGAAGGCUUGUCUUCCCUGCACCUUAAGCGCCUAAGUUUAGUAGAUGUUGCAAACCUCACUGCCAAGUGCAUCUCACAGUUUCGUGUCCAGGAAUCGCUCAGGGUUAGUAGCUCUGUAUUGCUCAACCACAUGCUAAUGGCUGAAGGGUUUACAGCCCCACCAAAUCUUACUCUUUUAGAUUGCAAGGAGCCGUCAGUUUCAUUUGAAGAACCUGCAAAUCUCUCAUCCGUCAAGCACCUGCACUUUUCAUGUUGCGAAACAGAGUCCCUGCCUAGAAAUCUAAAAUCUGUCUCAAGUCUGGAGAGUCUUUCUAUAGAACAAUGCCCCAACAUAGCAUCUUUACCAGAUCUGCCGUCCUCCCUCCAGCGCAUAACUAUAUUGAAUUGCCCCGUCUUGAUGAAGAAUUGCCAAGAACCUGAUGGAGAAAGCUGGCCAAAGAUUUCGCACGUUCGUUGGAAGAGCUUUCCACCAAAAUCGAUCUGGCUUCCUUAGAGUUGCCACUUUGAAAUAAAUGAGAAGGCACCUUGACGUCACCCCUCUUCUCUUGAAGCUCCAGAGUUGAGGCUCAAGUCAGAAGCCAAUCCGUCGUUAAUGCUGCCGUCCCCGCGGUUCCCUGUUUUUGCCGCUUGUAUUGCUCCGCUAUUUCAGUUGCUAUAUCAUUCAUUCCUUGGUUGUGCACAAUUGCCAAUAUGUAUUUCUCUGACAGAAUGAAGUAAUAACUGUGGCCAGGGCUUUUGUUUUCAUGUGCACAAUUGCUAUAUCAUUCAUGUGGCAAUUAGUAUAAAUACUCCAGGCAAUGCAAUAGAGAAGAUAGUUCAUUUUCCUGCACUUGUGCUUGUGGAUGGUGUAGCAGAGAAGUUCACCAUGGAACCAGUUCCAGUAAUGUGUGUGCUACAGUCAAAAUAGGUCGUAAUUCUCUGCUACGUACAGUCAAAACGUGUCUGCUACAGUCCGAGUGUUUCUGGAGAUUCGUUGUUGGCGGAUGAUGAGCUACAUUUGUACACUAUGGAUUGAGCUCGAGGACUUGUUCAUCUACUUGCUCUAUUACCAGUUAAAAGGUGAUUGCUUGUUGUUUGUCACCAAUUGGAUUGAUUACAAGUGUGCUUGCUGGUGUAGGAGAUGAAAAGGCCUUGUAUUUUAGUGCAUCAAAACUGAAGGUUUUUGGUGGUAUGCUCCAUUCUGUUGGAUUGGGAGGAAUGGGGAAGUCUACCUUAGCACAAUAUGUCUAUAAUGACAAGAGGAUUGAAGAAUGCUUUGAUGUCAGGAUGUGGAUCUGUAUCUCGCGCAAACUUGAUGUGCAUCGUCACACAAGGGAGAUCAUUGAGUCCGCAAAAAAGGGGGAGUGCCCACGUGUCGAUAAUCUCGAUACUCUCCAGUGCAAACUACGAGACAUACUACAACAGUCAAAAAAAUUCCUGCUUGUCUUGGAUGAUGUUUGGUUUGAAAAAUCUGAUAGUGAGACAGAGUGGGACCUACUCCUUGCUCCAUUAGUCUCUAAACAGCCGGGAAGCAGAGUUUUGGUGACUUCUCGACGUGAAAUGCUUCCAGCCGCUGUUUGCUGUGAACGAGUUGUUCGUUUGGAAAACAUGGAUGAUACUGAGUUCUUGGCUCUCUUUAAACAACAUGCUUUCUCUGGAGCAAAAAUCAAAGACCAGCUGUUACGCACGAAUCUGGAAAAUACUGCAGCGGAGCUUGCUAAAAGGCUUGGACAAUGUCCUUUGGCAGCGAAAGUUCUUGGUUCUCAGCUGUGUAGGAAAAAGGAUAUUGAUGAAUGGGAAGCUGCUCUAGAGCUUGGAGAUUUAAGUGAUCCCUUGACAUCUCUGUUGUGGAGCUACGAGAAGUUAGAUCCAUGUCUGCAAAGGUGCUUCUUGUAUUGCAGCUUGUUUCCAAAAGGUCAUAGAUAUAGACGUGGUGAGUUGGUUCAACUUUGGGUGGCAGAAGGAUUUGUUUGUUCAUGCAAUUUGAGUAGGAGAACAUUGGAAGAGGUUGGGAUGGAUUACUUCACUGAGAUGGUCUCUGGAUCUUUCUUCCAAUUGGUUCCUGAAAGACUUUAUUCAUACUAUACCAUGCACGAUAUCCUUCAUGAUUUGGCAGAGUCACUCUCUAGGGAAGACUGCUUCAGAUUGGAAGAUGAUAAUGUUACAAAAAUACCAGGCACUGUUCGAUAUCUAUCUGUUCAUGUUGAGAGUAUGCAAAAGCAUAAGAAAAUUAUCUGCAAGCUACUUCAUUUACGCACCAUUAUCUGCAUCAAUCCACUAAUGGAUGGUGCAAGUGAUCUUUUUGAUCAAAUGCUACACAACCAAAGAAAAUUGCGUGUAUUGUAUUUGUCAUUUUACACCAGCAGCAAGUUGCCGGAAUCUAUUGGUGAGCUAAAGCACCUCCGGUAUUUGAACCUUGUCAGGACAUUAAUUUCUCAAAUGCCUAGAUCAUUAUGUACUCUCUACCACUUACAAUUACUUUGGUUGAACUGCAUGGUAGAGAGAUUGCCUGACAAACUUUGCAAUUUAAGUAAGCUGCGACAUCUAGGAGCAUACCCAUAUUACUUUCAUGGUUUCGUGGAUGAAAGGCCUAAUUACCAAGUUCCGAACAUAGGUAAGCUAACUUCACUACAGCACAUUUAUGUCUUUUCUGUGCAAAAGAAGCAAGGGUAUGAGUUGCGACAGCUGAGGGACUUGAAUGAGCUUGGUGGCAGUUUAAGAGUAAAAAAUCUUGAGAAUGUCAUUGGAAAGGAUGAAGCCUUAGAGUCGAAGCUAUUUCUGAAACGUCGCCUUAAAGAGUUGGCACUUGAGUGGAGUUCCGAGAAUGCAACAGAUAUCCUGCACUUGGAUAUUCUAGAAGGUCUAAGACCACCACCCCAACUGAGUAAGCUCACAAUCGAAGGUUACAAAUCUGACACAUACCCUGGGUGGUUACUUGAGCGAUCCUAUUUUAAGAAUUUGGAAUGUUUUGAGCUUAAUAAUUGCAGUUUAUUAGAAGGUCUGCCACCUGAUGCCAGGCUGCUUCGGCGUUGCUCUAGGCUACAUAUAAAAAACGUUCCAAAUUUGAAGGAACUAUCUUAUCUUCCAGCAGGCCUUACAGAGUUGUCAAUUCACAAGUGUCCACUGCUUAUGUUUAUCACCAACAAUGAGCUAGGACAACAUGGCUUGGAGGAAAAUGUAAUGAAGAUAGACAACCUGACAUCAAAACUUGCAUUGAUGUGGGAUGUGGAUUCAGGUUCAUGUAUUAGGAGAGCGCUAUCAGAGGACUGUUCAUCUCUGAAGCAGAUUAUUAUGACACUAAUGGAUGAUGAUAUAUCAAAGCACCUCCAAAUCAUUGAAAGUGGUCUAGAGGAAGGAGGAGAAAAGGUAUGGAUGAAAGAAAACAUCAUCAAACCAUGGCUCUUUUGCCAUGAGCAGAGGAUAAGUUUCAUUUAUGGGAGGGCCAUGGAGAUGCCACUAGUUCUACCGUCAGGACUCUGUAGUCUUUCUCUUUGUUCAUGCAGUAUUACAAAUGAAGCUUUAGCUAUUUGCCUUGGUGGCCUUACUUCACUGAGGAAUUUAGAAUUGAAAUAUAAUAUGGAAUUAACUACACUUCCAACAAAAGGAGUGUUUGAGCAUUUAGCAAAGCUUGACAGGUUGUUUGUAAGUGGUUGUUUGUGUCUCAGAUCACUGGGUGGCCUACGUGCUGCUCCAUCUCUUUCCUUUAUUAACUGUUGGGAUUGUCCUUCUUUAGAGCUAGCACGUGGAGCAGAACUAGUUCCGUCGAACCUUGAUAGAUACCUCAACAUCCGUGGCUGCAUUCUUUCAGCUGAUUCAUUCAUUAACGGCCUGCUGGACCUUAAAUACCUUUCCAUUGAUAGCUGCAGAAGCUCCCCAUCCUUGUCGAUUGGCCACAUGACCUCGCUUCAAUCAUUACAUCUAGUUGGUCUCUCCGAUCUUUACCUUGUUGAAGGCCUGUCUUGCCUGCGCCUUAAGUUCCUACAACUAGUAGACGUUCCAAACCUCACUGCAAAGUGCAUCUCACAGUUUCGUGUCCGGGUAUCGCUCACCGUUAGUAGCUCCGUAUUGCUCAACCACAUGCUCAUGGCUGAAGGGUUUAGGGUCCCACUGAAUCUUUAUCUUUUAGAUUGCAAGGAGCCGUCGAUUUCGUUUGAAGAUCCUGCAAAUCUGUCAUCUGUCAAGUGCCUGCAGUUUUUGCGUUGUGAAACGGAGUCCCUGCCAGGAAAUCUAAAAUCUCUCUCAAGUCUGGAGAGUCUUCAUAUAGGGCGUUGCCCCAACAUAGCAUCUUUACCAGAUCUGCCAUCCUCCCUCCAGCGCAUAACUAUAUGGGAUUGUCCCGUCUUGAAGAAGAACUGCCAAGAACCUGAUGGAGAAAGCUGGCCAAAGAUUUCGCACGUUCGUUGGAAGAGCUUUCUACAAAUACCGCACUGGCUUCCUUAGAGUUGCCACUUUGAAAUAAAUGAGAAGGCACCUUGACGUCACCCCUCUUCUCUUGAAGCUCCAGAAUUCAGGCUCAAGUCAGAAGCCAAUCCGUCGUUAAUGCUGCCGUCCCCGCGGUUCCCUGUUUUUGCCGCUUGUAUUGCUCCGCUAUUUCAGUUGCUAUAUCAUUCAUUCCUUGGUUGUGCACAAUUGCCAAUAUGUAUUUCUCUGACAGAAUGAAGUGAUAACUGUGGCUAGGGCUUUUGUUUUCA
Molecule: messenger RNA, 8530 nt
Organism: Zea mays
Lineage: Eukaryota; Viridiplantae; Streptophyta; Magnoliopsida; Poales; Poaceae
Product: putative disease resistance protein RGA3
Exons: 4
Coding region: 469-4353 (1294 amino acids)
Molecular function (GO): ADP binding
Source: RefSeq, a predicted model, not a curated record